UCGGAAGUGAACUCCAUCGUUAUAGUCGUCCGGAAAGAAUAAUUUUCCUCGUUAUAUGGAAGCUUUUUGCCACUUUACGUUCUAAUCAUGGCAGAAGAAAAAAUAUUUCCCUCAAUUCUGAAUUUAAACGUUGGAGGUUAUGUUUAUACAACGACUUUGGACACUUUGACUCGCGAUCCAAACUCUAUGUUAGGCGCCAUGUUCAGCGGACGACAAUGUAUUGCUAAGGAUACUAGAGGGAACUAUUUUAUAGACAGAGAUGGAGCACUCUUUCGCCACAUUUUGAACUUUUUACGUACGUCAGAGCUGUGCCUUCCCCAGUCAUUCGACGAAUUUGAUCAACUGAGUGCCGAAGCUGACUUCUAUCAAGUCGGCGACUUGAUUGAAGCACUUCAAAUCUUCCGAGAAGAUCGCCGGAAAAAUAUGCAACUCAGUGAAGGCCAAGGAACUAUUAUCGUUUCAGUGGACAGAUAUCGAAAUCAGUUGAUGUUGAGCGGCCGGGAAGAUUUCGUCAAAGAGGUUUUUCAAGGAUAUAUCAAACCUUCUGAACUUGUCUUAACACUACUCCCCGCAAGGGGAUAUGUGAGGGAUUAUCGAGUUCCCUGGAGAGCCGGGGGUGCGGAGCUUACAAAAGCCGAUGCCUUUGACCUUCUUUAUGGUCAUGGGUUUGUCUUAGAGGGUUGCAACGGAGGUGGCAACGAUGGUGAAAUGGAAGGAACUCAAUUUCAGGAAUAUAUUUUUGUCAGAAAAAAUAAACUGUAACGCUUGCCUCCACAGUUAGUUAAUAUAAUGGAAACUGUAUAAUGAUCAAAGUUGUCAGGGAUAAGUUCUCAGUUAAGGUUGAGGGAGGGUAUGAAGGGAGGGAACUUUGGUCAUGCCCUCACUCCCCUCCCCCUCAGGGUACUCUUAACUUUCUACUUCCCUUCCCCUGUUUUUUCCUCCACCUAAUAUUUUAUUUACUUUUAUCUUCUAUCCAGGAGCCAUUUGUAAGUGGAGUCUGUGCAGAGUUUUACUUGAAAGGCUUCUGUAGAGUGCUAGAGUUUGCAGAGUGGAGAAAAUGUUCAUUUUCCAAAAAUCCCUUUGCUUUGCUGUUUCCUUAAUGACCUGCAACACUUUGAUAACAAAUUACAAGAGAGAAUCUUUCUUUUUAAACCCUUGUCACCUGACCUAUUUUUCCCACUUCAUAAAGUGGAGGCAAUUACCUAAAUACCAUUAAUUUUAUAAUAUGAAAAUGUUUUUAUGAAAAAGUGUUUACACAACUGAAAAUGCAAAUCAUAUAGCAAUAUUUUGUUUUAGAAGCAUUUAAAAAAGUGAUUUCAUUGGCAUUAUUGUGAUACUUAUUCAAACUUUUUACCCCCAUUCUUUCAGCUGUUUUUAUUAACUAGUAGCAACAUUUUCAUAAU
Messenger RNA from Stylophora pistillata, 1403 nucleotides. RefSeq names its product BTB/POZ domain-containing protein kctd15. Gene Ontology annotation, biological process: protein homooligomerization. Lineage: Eukaryota; Metazoa; Cnidaria; Anthozoa; Scleractinia; Pocilloporidae. The record is from RefSeq and is a predicted model, not a curated record. Gene Ontology annotation, molecular function: protein binding.